AUGGCGCCCGAAUACGAGCGUGUACAUGUGUCGGGACAAGCCAGGCAACCCCAGGUCAGAAAGUUCACGGAUGCAAAUGGGAGAAAAUGGUUGAUACGGGACAAAAACCCACCAACUCAAGGACGUCGUCCACAACAGCCACCUCCUGCUUAUCGACAAGAAAGAACUCCACCAAGAUAUGAGGAGCGCGAUUCGCGACGUGAAGGGGGACGUCGUCAGGGUGAGAAUUCCAGGUCGGCUUACGAGGAACGUCCUUCAAGGCGCGGCUCACAGGCUCCUCAGCAAGAAGUGCACCAUGUGUCUCACCCACAGCGUCGCUCUCACCAUCAAGAGGGUUCCCGCAGAGCUGAAGGUUCCCGUAGAGCUGAAGGCUAUGGGACUUCUAGCCGUCCGUACUCGGAGGGGGCAGCCAGGGAGACUCGAUCCGAUGGAGGAUACCACCCGAGACGAUUGACUCGACAAGAAUGGGAGAAAGAAGCUGCCCGUGCUGCCCGUGCUGCUGAGCGAGAAGCCGAGCGCGCCAAACGACAAGCCAAAAAGCAGAAGUACAUAAAAUGGCUGCUGUACUUCGUCUCGUGA
Fonsecaea multimorphosa CBS 102226 is the source of this 579-nucleotide messenger RNA. RefSeq lists its product as uncharacterized. The transcript has a single exon. The coding region runs from base 1 to 579 and encodes 192 amino acids. The record is from RefSeq and is a predicted model, not a curated record. Lineage: Eukaryota; Fungi; Ascomycota; Eurotiomycetes; Chaetothyriales; Herpotrichiellaceae.